UAGACACACCAAAGUGACCAAACCAUCCAUAACUAGAAGCACAAAAACAAUAACACUUGAGAAGAGAGAUGCUUCUGCUAAGCCAAGCUCCAAACCUCUCAGCCAAGCGAUGUUCUCUCUCAUCCUCUCCCCUCAACCCCAAAUUCACUAACCCAAAACCCUUCCUCUUCUCCAACCGCAAACCCAAACUCACUUCCACUUCAAAACCUCUCAAUCUCACUCUAGCAAAACCAGAAGGAGGCAUCGAUUCCAGCUCUGCAACCAAACCAACCACACCUUUUCACAAUGACCAAACCGUUUUUGUGGGCCAAGAAAACGUUCCCUUGGAAGGUGUUAUUCAGUUCGAUAAACCCACUUCGGAUUCUUCUUUUUCUUCACGUUUGAACAAAUGGGGUUGGGUUGCUUUGCUUGCUGGUGGGGAUGUUUUGGCUUUGCUUUUGUUCGCUGCAAUUGGAAGGUUUAGUCACGGUUUUACUGUUUUUGACACUGAGACACUGCGCACGGCUGACCCUUUUAUUGCUGGGUGGUUUUUAAGUGCUUACUUCCUUGGAGGUUAUGCGGAGGAUGGCCGUGGAAUGAAUGGUCCUUCAAAGGGUGUCAUUGCUGCUGCUAAGUCAUGGGCGCUGGGAAUUCCAUUGGGAAUAGUUAUAAGGUCUCUAUCAUCAGGCCAUUUUCCGCCAUAUAACUUUAUACUAGUAACAAUGGGAAGUACUGCUGUUUUACUCGUUGGAUGGAGAACAAUACUGUACAACAUUCUGCCCAAUGAUAAGAGCAAGAAGAGUGAUGUAUAUCGCCGUGGCAGCCCAUUUGAACUGUUUGAGGUUGUUCAAUUCCUCAAUUUCUAUUUGGACCAAAAUGACGGCCUACCUUUGUGAAUUGAAUAAGUUGAUGCAGUGAAUGAGUGUCGCGGUUAUGGACCAUAAGAAAGAAUGAUGAGCAGAGCAUUCCUUUCAUCAGUCUUUAUAGUAGGAAUGGUGAGAUAGACGUCCAUGGCCUUCCAGUUUGAAGUAAUUCUUUUCUAUCAUGUGAUGCAUCUUCUAUAUUUUAGGUUUUCCAUUAUAGCCAUAUAUGGGCUCUUGAAGAAUCAGGGUUUUAGUGUACAAGCGCACUUCAUCUCAAUUUUCUGUGAAUAUUAGAAUAUCAACCUCACCGUCUUGGUAGAAGUUAAAGCAUUUCAAGAAUAGACAGGAGUUGAUCACGGAAGACAUCAAUUGAGACAUGUCUUGGUAGGAGGAACUGAUCAUGGAAUAGAAUGUUUACCUACAAAAGCAAAUCAUAGUAGAGGAAUGGGAAAAGUUAGGCAUGUUACACAAGAUGUAUGGCUGAAACUAUAGUAUCCAGAAAAUUUAUGUAUUCAUAUUUUCCUAAGUAGGUAGAAAAGCAAAUCAAACAAGUACAUUGGAAAGUGAAAUGACUAGCGUGUGAGCAUGGCCAUGCUCAUGUGGCAUCAA
This is a messenger RNA of Quercus robur (English oak), 1451 nucleotides long. RefSeq lists its product as uncharacterized. Bases 69 to 875 code for a protein of 268 amino acids. NCBI's taxonomy places the organism in Eukaryota, Viridiplantae, Streptophyta, Magnoliopsida, Fagales, Fagaceae. The record is from RefSeq and is a predicted model, not a curated record. The transcript has 5 exons.